CCUUCGCGUGGAAACUGUGGGUAUCAGGCCAUUGCCCAUGCUGUUAAUUUAUCCGGUGAAGACAGCUACAUAUUGGUGAGGCAUAAGUUGAUUGAGGAACUCACAGCACACCGUGAGGAUCAUGAAGGUUUUUUAGCGAUGCCAGUCAAAAAAUCCUCAAAACCUUGUCAAGUGCAACCUGGACAAGUCAUGGAAGGGGUUGCUGCGGUGCAUGAUGCUCUCAAUCGUCUCAAGAACGAUUCGGUUUCAUGCACCAAGGAAUUUUGGCUGAGCAUGCCUACAAUGGGAUAUGCCAUAUCCAGUGCGUUUGAACGCCCGGUUAUCUCACUUGCUAAUCAGCCUUGGAUGUGUCAUAGCUUCCUUCCUUAUCGGAUUGAAAUCAAUCGGAAAGACCCAAUUGUUUUGUCUUUUGUCGAUUCUUUCCACUUUGUAGUUUACAGCGUGAAGCCUGGUGUAUUUCCCUUUCCUCCUCUCUUUCGUCAGGGUUGGGCUAAUCACGAUAACUUGUGCGUGAGUCGCUGGAAGGAAGCGACUUCAAGCUCUUGGGCCCUGUGGCAGGAGUUGUAUCCUCCUACGAACAAAGCUCAAGUUACAUUGGAGGUUUGGUAGCCUUAGUAACCAUCUCUCAUAUUUUUACAAUACUUCUUAAAGUUGUUCUUUGUUUCUUCUCCUCCUCAUACUGUGUCUUGCUGUUGAUAAUCGUUGAAAUACUACAUGUGGUGAUUUUGAAGAG
This is a messenger RNA of Melampsora larici-populina 98AG31, 733 nucleotides long. RefSeq lists its product as uncharacterized. The transcript has a single exon. Lineage: Eukaryota; Fungi; Basidiomycota; Pucciniomycetes; Pucciniales; Melampsoraceae. Bases 139 to 609 code for a protein of 156 amino acids. The record is from RefSeq and is a predicted model, not a curated record.